Suricata suricatta (meerkat) is the source of this 3114-nucleotide messenger RNA. RefSeq names its product leucine rich repeat neuronal 4 (gene LRRN4). NCBI's taxonomy places the organism in Eukaryota, Metazoa, Chordata, Mammalia, Carnivora, Herpestidae. Gene Ontology annotation, molecular function: protein binding. The transcript has 7 exons. The coding region runs from base 295 to 2526 and encodes 743 amino acids. The record is from RefSeq and is a predicted model, not a curated record.
CCCCUCACCCCAUCCCAGGCUGCUACAACUGUGAACAGAGCUGGACAGGACCCCUGGGGAAGCACCAAUUCUGGAUCUCUGGAGCAACCUAUAUUAGGGAUGGAGAGACAAACGACCAUGAUGUCACGGAGCUGGGUCUCAGAGAAACCAAUCCAAGCAUUCAUGGGGACCCCUGGAUGUGGGUUUAGCUGCUGUCUAAGCCACUGACCCCUGGAAUCUGUAAGACAAGACAGAGGACUGCAAAGGGGCAUCAAGGGGUGCCACACUCCAAAAGGACAGCUUCAGCCACGCACCAUGUGGUGGGUCCUGCUGCUGCCGCUGCUGCUGCCACCGACGGCGCUGCGCCCCAGCUGGGCAGGGCCUCCCCAGGAGAGGGCCCCUCUUUUCCGGCUGACCCAGCAGGGCCCCUGGGAGAGCGGGGCCGGCAACGCCACGGUCUCCCCCUGCGAGGGGCUGCCGGCCGCGGGAGCCUCCACCUUGACCCUCGCGAACCGCAGCCUGGAGCGCCUGCCCGACUGUCUGCCAUCCACGCUGCGCAGCCUAGACGGCAGCCACAACCUGCUGCGCUCCCUGAGCGCCGCCGAGCUCGGCCACCUGCCGCGGCUGCAGGUGCUGACGCUGCGCCACAACCGCAUCGCCGCGCUGCGCUGGGGCCCCGGGGGGCCGGCGGGGCUGCACACGCUGGACCUCAGCUACAACCGGCUGGCCGCGCUGCCGCCGUGCGCCGGGGCCGCGCUGCCCGGCCUCGGCUCGCUGGCGCUGGCCGGGAACCCGCUGCGGGAGCUGCGGCCCGGGGCCUUCGCCUGCCUCCCCGCGCUGCGCCUCCUCGACCUCUCCUGCACCGAGCUGGGCCGCGACCCCGGGGCGGGCGUCGCCGACGCGGCCUUCGCGGGGGCGGGCGACACGCUCGAAGUCCUGGAUCUCAGCGGCACGUUCCUGGAGCAGGUUCAGAUAGGGUGGAUCAGAGAUCUGAGAAAUCUCAAGACUCUCUACCUGAGGAAGAUGCCCAGGCUGAGAACCCUGGAGGGGGACAUUUUCAAGAUGACCCCUGACCUGCAGCAGCUGGAUUGUCAAGACUCCUCAGCACUUACCUCUGUCCACACACACAUCUUCCAAGACACUCCUCACCUACGAGCCCUUCUAUUCCAGAACUGCAACUUGAGUUCCUUCCCUCCUUGGAAUCUGCAUUCCUCCCGGGUCCUAACCGUCAACCUCUUCGGCAACCCCCUCACCUGCAGCUGUGAAUUGGCCUGGCUCCUGAAGGAUGCAAAGAGAACUAUCCUAAGCAGGGCAGCAGACACUGUGUGCGCACCAGUUGCAGAAUCCCAAGACACCUUCUCAGCCCCUCUUUUGCUGUCCCGUCUGCCCAGUAUGUGCCAUUUGGACCAAAGCACUACCCUCCUGGAGGCCAUCUCGCCCUACUCUGUUCCUGUCACCCAUGCACCAUCUACACAGAGGCCUGCCACCCCACAGAGCACAGCCCCCUCCACUCCACCUGUGGAAGUCAGACAGAGUGUCACCAAGACCCCUUCCCUCCCUGCGGAUUCCCCCACACGGACUGCUUGGUCGCACAGUGGCAUCAGUACGGGGACAACCCCCUCCGCUGCCACGUCCACAGCAGAUUUCAGCAACUCUAGCGCUCUGCGCAGGGCUGCAAGCACGGUCGGGACAGAGAACCAAGAACACGCUGCUAGGCUUGUCCAUGAGCCUGACAUGGAGGCUGCCUCCACCCCACCCGCCAGCAAACACCUUGGGCUCUUCUCCACCUCCUGGAACCCAGUGAGGACGCCCCAGCCCGGCCACAGGCCACAGGCCACCCCGCAGGUGCCUCACCCGAGUCCUUCCGAGGACACGAUUCCAAUCUUGCUAUUGGACGACUCCAGUGAGGAGGAGGAAGAGGCGGGGAAGAAGGAGGAGAUGGGAGCGCCUCCCCAGGACGUCCCCUGUGAUUACCAGCCCUGCAAGCACCUCCAGACCCCAUGCGCAGAACUGCAGAGGCUCUCGCGGUGCCGGUGCCCCGGGCUCAGCGGGGAAGACACCGUCCCGGACCCCCCGAGGCUGCAGGCGGUGACCGAGACCACGGACACCUCGGCGCUCGUGCGCUGGUGCGCCCCCAACUCGGUGGUGCGCGGCUACCAGAUUCGCUACUCUGCCGAGGGCGGGCCGGGGAACCAGUCGGUGGUGGCGGACAUCUACGCCACCGCCCGGCAGUACCCUCUGUACGGGCUCUCGCCAGGCACCACGUACCGCGUGUGCGUCCUGGCGGCCAACCGGGCGGGCCUGAGCCGGGCGCGGGCCUCGGGCUGGGCGCGGGCGUGCGCCUCCUUCACCACCAAGCCCAGCUUCGUGCUCAUCUUCGCGGGGCUGUGCGCCGCCUGCGCCCUGCUGCUCGUCACCACCCUGCUGCUCUCCGCCAGUCUGUGCCGCCGGGCCCGGACGCCACACCCACGGCGCUACGACACUCACCUAGUGGCCUACAAAAACCCAGCCUUCGACUACAGGCUGAAGCUCCAGACCGUCAGUUAGCCCAGCGCCCCCUCCGGUGGAACUCAGGCCGCCUGGGUGUAGAAGACACAGAGGGUCAGAGAUGGCCCCGUCAGCUCGGAACACCUCUCCUGCCUGGGAAGCCAGCACUCCUCGGGCACAUGGGGAACUUGCCCUGCUGUUUCUCAGUCCAAGGAACCACUGCCUUCCCUUCCUCCUACUUCCCCUCUGUUCCCAGAAACGUGCACACCAGACAACUCCCGUUGCCAUAGGGCAUCCUUGUGGGUUAUUUGGGUCUUUUAGCAGUUGAAGCCAAUUGGGCAGAUUGUGUAUGGAAAUAGAUGGAGAUAAAAUAGUUCACGCAGUUCGGGGUCCUUUGCCAUAUUGGAAGUCAUUCAAGUCAUUUCAGGGAAGUUCCCUUCACAGUCAAGUUCCGGCUAAGGCAGGUGUUCCUCAAGGAAUCCACUCCGGCGGAGUCUUCAUCUGAGAAGUGGGGAGAAGGGGGAGCCACUGGUUAUGUCUCCCUGAGGCUUCUUGAGUUUACUAGUUGCGUUUCAGAAUAUGGCACAAAAUGUGCUUUUCGCUUUGUCAUUAAAACUGCAGUCUUCUGGGAACAUUUGUGAAACACAA